AUGGCUUUGAAGAACCUUCCUUAUGUGGCCCCAAUAUCAGGAGGACUGAGAGAAGGCAUGGCCUUGUACUUACAGGGAGUUGUUCCCACUAAUGCUGAUCGAUUUGAAAUCAAUUUCAAGACCGGGCAGUCCAGCAAUGAUGACAUUGCUUUCCACUUCAACCCUCGAAUGGACCAGAAGGUGGCCAUGAACAGUCUAAUAAAAGGAAGAUUGGGAACUGAGGAAAGUGUCUCUGACAACCCCUUUAAAAAGGGUGAAGCAUUUGAGAUGUUUACUGUUAUAAAAUCUGAAGGAUAUCAGGUUUAUGUGAAUGGGAAAGAGCUGUACACAUUCAAGCACCGUAUACCACUGGAAAAAGUGUCAACAUUAAAUUUCAGUGGUGAUGUUGCUGUGAACCUUUCUGGCUUCAUACAAAACCUUCCUUAUGUGGCCCCAAUAUCAGGAGGACUGAGAGAAGGCAUGGCCUUGUACUUACAGGGAGUUGUUCCCACUAAUGCUGAUCGAUUUGAAAUCAAUUUCAAGACUGGGCAGUCCAGCAAUGAUGACAUUGCUUUCCACUUCAACCCUCGAAUGGACCAGAAGGUGGCCAUGAACAGUCUAAUAAAAGGAAGAUUGGGAACUGAGGAAAGUGUCUCUGACAACCCCUUUAAAAAGGGUGAAGCAUUUGAGAUGUUUACUGUUAUAAAAUCUGAAGGAUAUCAGGUUUAUGUGAAUGGGAAAGAGCUGUACACAUUCAAGCACCGUAUAUCACUGGAAAAAGUGUCGACAUUAAAUUUCAGUGGUGAUGUUGCUGUGAACCUUUCUGGCUUCAUACAAGUAGGUCACUGCUUCUUCAGCUAA
Carassius gibelio (silver crucian carp) is the source of this 840-nucleotide messenger RNA. RefSeq names its product galectin 4 (gene lgals4). NCBI's taxonomy places the organism in Eukaryota, Metazoa, Chordata, Actinopteri, Cypriniformes, Cyprinidae. Gene Ontology annotation, molecular function: carbohydrate binding. The coding region runs from base 1 to 840 and encodes 279 amino acids. The record is from RefSeq and is a predicted model, not a curated record. The transcript has 7 exons.